AUCUCCCGAGCUUUUCUAGGUGCUACCCUAAGCCGUUUGAUUGACUGUGAGGCGUGUCCCGCCUCUCUCCGAUGGCUUCGGUUUGCAUUGGCUAGUAGUGCCUGUCACUUCUGUUUAGUUCACCACCCCUUUAUAGGUUCUAUCCCCUAUUAGCAGCUCCCCUCCAGCCUCUGGGAACCUUAAUUAGCUUCAAGGUUUUCGUCAGUGACACAAGCUGCUCUUCCUCCUCUUGCUCUUCCCCUCCCCCGCCGCAGGCCCCUCCCUCUCGCUCGGCGAACUCCGGGCUAGGAGCGCUGGCGCGCACACCCUUCCCAGUAUCCACCACCCUCUCAAGUUGUAGCGGUCGCUUCGCUGCGGGGGUUGGCCGUGGGCUGUAGACUGGCAGGCGGGCGGGGUGGGGGAGGGGGGUUUGAACUUGGCGGCGCGGAGCAGAGCGGCGGUGAGCUGGGACUGGUCCGGAGGAUCAGGGACUGCGGGUCCACCUCCUGCUCCGGGAAUGAGGGGCGGCCACUGACCAGAAGCAAGGAGACACCGAGGGGGUGGGGGGGGACACCACGGUAGCGGCGGGUGGUGGCAGCGGCAGCAGCAGCUCGGGCCGUGCGGAGCCCCGGGAUGGCCGCGGCGGGGGAGCCCCCCGGCAGGAACACAAGCAGCGGCAGAGGCAAUUGAGGCACUCUCUUGGACGGUCCUCUGCUCCCAGGACUCCGCAGAACUUCCCUCCAGCUCCGCACGCCCUCGACGCCCGCAGCCCCCAACUUCUAGCAGCCCGGGAGGAGCGCGUGCAGCGCUGGGAACCCGGCCCGAGAUGGGGCUCUGAAGAUUCGGAGGGCGGCCGGCCGGCCUGGGGCAGGAGGAGCAAGAAGAGAAGGAAAGGGGUGCUUCGGCAGCGCGGGAGCUGGUUCCCCUUCUCCCGGGAGCCGAAGGUGGGGAGGGUGCGGGCAGUUGGGGGUGACGGGGCCCGGAGGGGGGGGCUUCCGCUCCUCCUUCUCCUUCUCCUCCUGCCGUGACCGCUGCUGCCGCCGCCUCCAUGCAGCGCCAGCCUGAGCUGCCAAGCUCGGCGGCCGCGAUGUCGUCGUCGUCCCCGGCCAGCGCCGCCAUCUCAGCCUCGGAGAAAGUGGACGGCUUCACCCGGAAAUCGGUGCGCAAAGCGCUGAGGCAGAAGCGCGCGCAAGGCUCGUCGCAGUUCCGCUGUCAGAGUAGCCUGCCCGAGCUGCAGCCCUUGCCCCAGCUGAAAGAUGCCUCUUCAAAUGAACAACAAGACCUUUUCUGUCAGAAGUUGGAGCAGUGUUGCAUACUAUUUGAUUUCAUGGACUCCGUUGCAGACUUAAAAAGCAAAGAAAUUAAAAGGGCAACGCUGAACGAACUGAUUGAGUAUGUUUCAACAAAUCGUGGUGUGCUUGUUGAAUCAACAUAUUCUGAUAUAGUGAAAAUGAUCAGUGUCAAUAUCUUCAGGACUCUUCCUCCAAGUGAUAAUCCAGACUUUGAUCCUGAAGAAGAUGAGCCAACCCUUGAGGCAUCAUGGCCUCACAUACAGUUGGUAUACGAGUUCUUUUUAAGAUUUUUGGAGAGUCCUGAUUUCCAGCCAAGUAUUGCAAAGCGAUAUAUUGACCAGAAAUUUGUACAGCAGCUCUUGGAGCUUUUUGAUAGUGAAGAUCCCAGAGAGCGUGACUUCCUGAAGACGGUUCUGCAUCGAAUUUAUGGGAAGUUCCUUGGAUUAAGAGCAUUCAUCAGAAAACAGAUUAACAACAUUUUCCUCAGGUUUAUAUAUGAAACAGAGCAUUUUAAUGGUGUUGCUGAACUUCUUGAGAUAUUAGGAAGUAUUAUCAACGGUUUUGCCUUGCCUCUGAAAGCAGAACAUAAACAGUUUCUAAUGAAGGUUUUAAUUCCUAUGCACACUGCUAAAGGAUUGUCUUUGUUUCAUGCUCAGCUAGCCUAUUGUGUUGUACAGUUCCUGGAGAAAGACAUAACACUAACAGAACCAGUGAUCAGAGGAUUGCUGAAAUUUUGGCCAAAAACAUGCAGCCAGAAGGAGGUGAUGUUUUUAGGAGAAAUUGAGGAAAUCUUAGAUGUAAUAGAGCCAACACAGUUCAAGAAAAUUGAAGAGCCUCUCUUUAAGCAGAUAUCCAAGUGUGUGUCAAGUUCUCAUUUCCAGGUUGCAGAAAGGGCAUUGUACUUCUGGAAUAAUGAAUAUAUUCUUAGUUUGAUUGAGGAAAAUAUUGAUAAAAUUCUUCCAAUCAUGUUUGCCAGUUUAUACAAAAUUUCCAAAGAACACUGGAAUCCGACCAUUGUAGCACUAGUAUACAAUGUGUUGAAAACAUUAAUGGAGAUGAAUGGCAAGCUUUUUGAUGAUCUUACGAGCUCAUACAAAGCUGAAAGACAAAGAGAGAAAAAAAAGGAAUUGGAACGUGAAGAAUUAUGGAAAAAAUUGGAGGAGCUAAAGUUAAAGAAAGCUUUGACUGAAAAGCAUAACAGUACUCGCAGUGUGCACAAUGCACUCAACAGUACAAGUGCCAAAUAAACGAAAUGAUGAUGACUUCUGCUUGAAAGGCAGACUUUUUGUACACACUUUUUUGAAAUAUGUAAAAAUUUGCAAAGGAAAAACCUCAACAGUAUAAUGUAAUUAAAAGGCCAAUUUUUUUUUUCUGGCAUCUGUAAAUGAAAAAUUUGUGGACUAAACAUAGCCAUAUGUUACAUCAUGACCACAGUAUAUUGUAACUUUUUUGUCUAAUCAUUGAUUUAUUGUGUCACUUCUGAGGUUUCACAGAAAUGAAUGAAUUUUUAUUAUCCAUGAUACGAGUGAGAUAAUUAUGGGAGUGGUGAGAAUUAUGACUUGAAUUUUUUUUGAUUGUGUUGCAUCGCACAUAGAUGUAGUAGUCUGCUCUGUACAUUUUUUAAAUGUGCUUUUCACUUUGCUGCACACCUUGGUUGAGUUCUAGGAAAGGCAAUAUUUCCUAAAAUAAAACUAAGGCACAAUCCUUCCUUUCCUUUUUCCUUCCAAUAACACAAAGGGAGGAAUAGCCUAGCUUGCCCUUUUACCUUUUGUCCUUAAAGAUAUUACUGUAUUCUGGAAUUUGAGUGAAAAACUUAAAAUUUCCAGGAAAAAAAAAUUGUGAUAUUUUUAAAGCACAAGUUAGAAAUAAAAGCUGGGAAAAUAAACCAAAAUUCUCCAGAAUGUUCCUCAUGGUCAGCUGGAGAACAUCCCCCUUUACCUGCCAUCCCAUUAAUGACAUUCACUGGUCAGCAGGCAGCUUCAUAGAAGAGCGAUGAUGACGUGAUCUCUGACAUUACCUCUCAUUCAUUCCUCCUCUCUCCUUCCCCCAUGAAGCACAGGGCUGAAGGCAGGGCCUCUGGAGCCCUUCCUCCAUCCCUCUCUCCAUCUUUUCCCCCUCCCCCCACUGAUGGAGGCUUUGGGUCAUUCAGUGUGGGGAUGCAGAGCUCUAAUGAUCACUGCCUGGCUUUAUUUAAAAGAAAUGCAGUACGCUUCCUGAAUAGAAGACUCAAGAAACUGAUUCUAGGGGGCCUUGUACAUUUUUACUUGAUCAGAUAUUUCUCACAUCUUUUGUUAUCAGAGUACCAUUCCAAUCUCUUGCGGUUGCAUAGAAAGCUGUUUUGUAAUGGAAGAUCUUCACUGAGGGAUUGAGCAGCAUUUAAUAAAGUCUAUGUUUGUA
This is a messenger RNA of Trichosurus vulpecula (common brushtail), 3668 nucleotides long. RefSeq names its product protein phosphatase 2 regulatory subunit B'alpha (gene PPP2R5A). The transcript is spliced from 13 exons. Gene Ontology annotation, cellular component: protein phosphatase type 2A complex; nucleus; cytosol. Lineage: Eukaryota; Metazoa; Chordata; Mammalia; Diprotodontia; Phalangeridae. Gene Ontology annotation, molecular function: protein phosphatase activator activity. Gene Ontology annotation, biological process: signal transduction; protein dephosphorylation. The coding region runs from base 1028 to 2518 and encodes 496 amino acids. The record is from RefSeq and is a predicted model, not a curated record.